Molecule: messenger RNA, 3603 nt
Organism: Rhineura floridana
Lineage: Eukaryota; Metazoa; Chordata; Lepidosauria; Squamata; Rhineuridae
Gene: ALKBH2
Product: alkB homolog 2, alpha-ketoglutarate dependent dioxygenase
Exons: 4
Coding region: 350-1105 (251 amino acids)
Biological process (GO): DNA repair
Source: RefSeq, a predicted model, not a curated record
UUGUCGCUUCAGUGGACGUUCCCCUCCCCGCUUCUUUUCCUUCUUCUUUUCCUGUUUUUACCUCAGCGUUGCCGCCGGACUCCGGGGAGCGACUCCGCUUCUUGCCGGGCGCCGCCGUGAAAAACGAAAGCAGCGUCUUUUGCCCGAUCAUGGUGCCUCCGUUCGCAGGCGGGAUCUGGCGCUGCAGCUCGGGGACAAGCGACGCUGCCUCAGAGAUUCCCUUUUUCCCCUCACAGCGGGACGGCCACUCGUUCCCGCGUUGGGUACUUAAAAAAAAAAUUGGCGCAAGACUAGCACGCAUGCGCGGCCGAGAAGCGCUUUUGGGCACGCCUGUUUGCUCGGUUUGCGCAUGCGCGGUGUUCUUAAGCUAGAAACGGCUUUCGGCUCGACGCAUGCGCACUAUAGCCUCGAAGUCCUUGGCUUUUUCCGUGUCGGUACCGAUCAUUGUGAAUCGCUGCAAACGCCGAGGACGUGCCUUUUCCCGUUUCUCAGCAGGCGGGGGAAGCAGCAGAGCGUGGCUGGGGCUGCCAGGAGGAACUGGGAAGAAGUCUGCAGUGGAGCCCAGCUGGGGUCGCAGGAGGGGAAGACCCGUGUUGGAGGCAAAGGGGAACGUACCAAGCUGCACAUCUUUGGCAAGUGGCACAACAUCCCACGAAAGCAUGUGACGUACGGGGAUGCCAGCUUGACAUAUACAUACUCGGGUGUCACCUUCUCGCCCAAGCCAUGGAUUCCAGUUCUGGAUCACAUACGAGACCAGAUCCGGCUUACCACUGGGCACACCUUCAGUUUUGUUCUGAUUAACAGGUACAAAGAUGGUCACGAUCACCUGGGAGAGCACCGAGACGAUGAGAGAGAGCUGGCCCCUCGCAGCCCCAUUGCCUCUGUGUCCUUCGGCGCCUGCAGGGACUUUGUCUUCCGGCACAAGGAUUCCCGAGGCAAAUCCCCCUCACGCCACAUAGAGGCCAUCAAGUUGCAACUGGAGCACGGGAGCUUGUUGAUGAUGAACUUCCCCACCAACCGCUACUGGUACCACAGCUUACCCAUCCGCAAGAAAAUCCUGGCCCCGAGAAUCAACCUGACGUUUCGGAAAGUGGUGGCUCUCUGAGCCCAAGACAGAUUUCUGACUUUGGCCUCCUGAGAUAUUCUUUCUUCUCAAGAGUUUGGCCACCUAUUUGCCUGGUGGUCGUAACAUGAAAUGGAGAUAAGGCUGUACCAAAGAAUGCCUUUUCUUUAGUACCUUUCAGCUUUUUCAAAAAAUAUCCCCCAACAGUCCCUGCCUGUUACAAAACUUAACAGAAAUAUGAUAACAUGCCACCAUAAUCAGCCCACUGUGGGGAGCCUCGGGCCAGUUCCGAGCCUCACAAAAGGUGUAGUGGGUAUGAGCAAUAGCGAGGGUUAGUGAGAGAACAGUUGUGGUCUCCCGCCCUAAUGUGUGUGUCUUAUGUGCCUUCAAUUUUGAUUUAUGGCGACCCUAUGAAUCAGCGACCUCCAAGUGCAUCUGUCGUGAACCACCCUGUUCAGAUCUUGUAAGUUCAGGUCUGUGGCAUCAAUCCAUCUCGUUUGGCCUUCUUUUUCUACUCCCUUCUGUUUUUCCCAGUGUUACUGUUAUCCAGCCCUAAAUGUACUGUCUUUGCAAGCCUAUGAAGUACCGUAGGGAGCUAAGCUAAAGCUGGGCCUGUGACCACUCAAGAGCUGUGCAGUAGCUGUCCACUCCUACAGCAUGAAAGAGUUUUCAUACCCCAAAGCUAAAAUAUGCAACUCCCUGGAAAACAAACAGCACAGUGCAUCAACAUUAGCAGAUUUUUCUUCCACACAUUAGAAGUAUAAGUAAGAUUGCCCCAAAUCACAGCCUGACAGUUUCUGGCAGACGGUGCUCCUUUGCAGGUGCCAAGGCCAAGAAUGAAGGGUGGCAGCAGAUAGACUGUGCAAUGCCCAUGUGUUUACCACCACCAGACCAGGGUCAUCUUAACUAGCUUCCACCAUGAAAAGUCCUCUUCACAUAGACAAGAACAGGGUUUUGCUUCUACAAAAAACUGAAAACAAGACCAGCAGUCUGCAUUUGACAGAAACAGCUUUAUUAUGUACAAAAGAUUUGAAGGCUUAAAAUCCAAGACACAGAAGGUGUUUUGGGUGGUAAGACCAUCAAGAAACAGGGAAAGUUGUUCCUUUCCUUGCUGAGCUGGACUCUUAACAGGAAAUGUGAUACAGUUAUCAGUUUGUUGCAUCAUUUUGACAGUCAUUAGAACAUCACUGAAGUGGAAAGAAUCUGGCCGUUUUUCACCUUUCUCACACACACACAGGUACAUGGGGAGUCAGCUGUGGGCACUGCCUACGCUGCUGAGCCACACAUUCUCUCACCACCACCUACUCCCCCUUGGGAUUUUAGGAAAGCAACCACGUGGUAAGUGAUCACGUUUCCCCUCUUGGCACAGCCACUUCUCUGAAUUCAAAAUAUGAUCAAGGCACUUGUAGGUUCUCUUUAAUUCUUCACACUUGAUAGAAGUUCUUUGUGAUUACUCACCUGAUUAAAGGCUGUCAUAAAGGUGAAAGAGGUUGACACUAAGAAGUUCUAUCACAACAAAGGAAAUUGUUAAAAUUGCAAGUGGGACACCAGGUCUUUGCCUUAAGUCUCAGUUGAGGAGACUUAACACUUUUCUAACACUGAUGUGCAUGGACACACGUGUAUAUAUUGGGGAGUGCAUGUUAGCUGACCAACUUUGGAUAGUGUCAUUUUGAUACAAGGUGCUAGGAGCUGGUCACUGACAAGAGCAUAGACUGCUUGUCCAGGGGUGUGUAUGCAGGGGGAGACAGUUGCCUGACGAGUGCCACUGUCCUCGGAGAAGCCCGUCAGCUGGAUUUACACUCGCCUGCUCAUUUACGUCACUCCUCAGCUCGAAGCUCCUGGCUUUGGGACUGCAGCCUUGAGUGGACACGCUCAUAAAAGAGCAAGUAGGCGCUGGAAGAGAGGACUUCUUGCAAGGUGGUUUUGCGUACCACGUCAUCUGAAAUCCACAGCCACUGGUUGCUGGUGACCAGCAGGUUUUUGCAAGAGGGCGGGGACCGGCGGUAUGUGACAAAAUGUCCGGAAUGCAUGUCCCCAUGGUGGACCACAACAGCCAUCAGGCGGUACAGAUAUGUUGGAGAACUGCCAAAGGAAGAAAAUUAGAGACCAUAGUCCACAUGAGGCAACAUUGCCCUUUGGCAUUCCUAGUAGCAACAGAGUGGUGGUCUACUGUUUCAAGAGGUGACCCAGCCUUGUUAAGCAACAAUUUACACACUUGUGUUGCAGCAUCCAGACUUGAGGGAAAACUGCUAGACUCAAACAGGUCAGGAUUUCACUGCAUGUUUGGCUCCAAGGGACCCAGGCACCCACAUAGAACAUGAAAACUCUUCUGGGGCUUUAUCAAACUAACUUGGGGGAAGUUUAGUAGCAGUUUUGAGUGUUUUUACUUACCUACAGUCCAGUGCUGUCAUGUAUGGGAAAGCUAUUGGGGAGGUCAGCAAAGAUGGGGAGCAGGCGCCAUUCAUAAAAGAUUUAUUGUUGCCUGCAUGUUCCAUAUCUACAGAAAAAAAGACCCCAAAAUCACAGUGUAUUGGAUUAUC